AUUCUUGGAAGAUUUCCAUUUAUCUCGAAGUCGGCUUAGAAUAUCGCGGAUGAGGAUACUUUCCUUAUUCUUCGGAGCUUUUCGGAAGAUUUCCUGAUUUGAGUCGAUCUUCGAAGAUUCUCCUUUAUCAUUUCCGGGUAUAUCGGAAAUGAUCCUUCUUUUCCGGAAAUGCUGUUAAGAUACUUCAGCGGCUGCCUGGUGACGAUCGGUGUGUUUGGCUCGGGGCAGGAUGACGAGGCGCCGAGGAGAUCGGCUCGGGUACCUGAGACGACUAGGGUCGGGUACCCCGAGGUGACUGAGCUCGGGUACCCCCGAGGCGACGGGCCCGGGUACCCCCGAGGCGACGGGCUCGGCCGGAAAAUGUCUCUCUCUGAUUCCAGUGGUUCGUCCCGAGGCAACACCCUUAUCCCUGUCUACAAGAGAAAAAUGGUCUGGAGUUCUUCGAGUGACCCCGAGGCGGACACCACGGAUCGUCAGAUCGAGCUGUACCGCGGUAGUGAUGCAGAGUCGACCUCACGGGAAGAUGACCCGAGUCGUUUCAUCGCUCGGGAAGACGCGAUUGCGGAUGUGGCUCGGGAUCAGGAUUUGCCCGACGAUCCCGAGGCGAUGUUAAGUAGGAGGGGGGUCCGUCCACCGGCAGCUGGUGAGGCUGGAGUCUCGUGCUGGCAAAGUGCACCUGAGGCGCCCCCACUUUCUAUUAAGGCCGAGGAGGUUCACUAUGAUUCUGACGAGGCGGCCAGGUUGCUUCAAUCUAAAGUUCAAGCAGCCAAGGGUCAACGGAAAAGAGGACGAGCCAAGAAAGCGAGGAAACCCGAUCCCCCAGGUUCCACCUUAUGCACGGAGGAUUCCCUUCGGGAUCUCAAGGCCCGAUUUGGCUUUAGCGAGGGGGUUGAACUGAGACUUCCUACUCCGAACGAGCGAGCAGAUGAUCCGCCCGAGGGGUUUUUCACUCUUUAUGAGGGGUUCUUUUAUCACUGCUACCUCUGGCUUCCGAUUCCGAGGCCUAUAUUGGCGUUUCUAUGGUCGUAUAAGAUCGCUUUGUCUCAAAUCACAACCCGAGGCCUGCGCCAUCUUAUAGGGAUUCUGGUCCGAAGUAUCGAGACGGUAAACUUUGUUGACCUUAGCCACCUAAGGCAUCUGCUAGAAAUCCGGCGCAUACCGGGUCCUGUUGAGAGGUUUUACAUUUCUCCGAGGCCGAAUAGGAGGGUUAUCGGCGGAUUUCCGAGCAAGGAUGAGAAGUAUACUGACCACUUCUUCUUCGUAGCUUUGAACGAUUACAGUAUCCACGAGGAUUACUUGGGGAGAGUUGUUGGGAAGUGGAGAACAAUUGACCGGAACCCGUCGUUCUUAGAAGACAUUCCCGAGGGCUUUCUAGAUCUUCACGACGAACUGAUAGCUCGGAAGUGCGAUUGGACGAAGCAUUUUUCCCGAGGUAGAAUCGAGAGGGCCUUACGUUUGUUGCACGGAGCUCCUUGCCAAUCCUCUUCAGAGUCAUCUGAUCAUCAACUAGAUCACCUUAUCGAGAUGCAGGUCGUGAACGACGCCGAGGUCGCUGUUGGUACCGAGGCGAUUGAUGAAGCUCGGGAAAGCACGGCUCUGACUGGGACUGAGGUCUCUGUCGACGCUUUGUCGACAGAAGUACCCGAGGCGGCAGGGACCUCGGUUGUUGUUGCUCUAAGUGCCGAGGCGAAGGCUAAGGCGAAAGGUAAGAGGCCCCGAGGCGAUAGCUCGGGAGGCCGUAGGAAGGAGAAGAGGAGUCGCAAUGAGGCUCCCAUCUACAAGGAUAAGAUGGCCUCUGCCAAUCUUAUCGCUUCUUGCUCGGGUCCGACCCUAGCUGCGCCCGAGGCCUUGCUGGAGGCCGAGAUGUACCGCGAAACCGCUGCGGGAAAAUCUGAGGCAGAUGCCAAAAUUGCCGAGGCCAACGCUAAGGUCGCCGAGGCGGAUGCUAAGGUCGCCGAGGCCAACGCUAAGGUUGCCGAGGCAGCGGCCAGGGUUGCUGAGGCGGAUGAGGCUAAGCAGGGGGCUGAGGCGCUGGCUAAGGCAGAGAAGGUCGAGCGGUUGAAAACGGCCGAGGACGGUCUCCGCUUGCGAAGUAAGUUCGAGGCUGAAAUCGAACGCCUGAACCGGUUAUUCACCGAGGAGAAGUCCCUUCGGGAGAAAGAGGUUGCUCGGGAGCGCAAGGCGGCUAAAAAGGAGUUCACCAAGAAGAUCGAGGCGAUUGAGGCGAAAAUGGAGCUAUAUGGCAAGGCGUCCGAACGCUACAUGUUCCUGGUGCAGGCGAGGGCCAAUGCCGAGCUGAUCGCCGAACUUGAAGGUGGCAAGAAAGUUGAAGAGGAGAAGGAAGAAAUCCUCCAGUGGAAAGCAGAGUAUGGGGACGCCGAGGACGAGUUUGUCAGGCUUGGGACCGAGCUGCGGGAAGGUCUGAAGCUUCCCCCGGCUUCUCCAGAUUCUGUCGACGAUAGCUUCGGGAACCGAUCUAUCGAGGGAGUUGCCGUGGGAGUCGGUAUUCUUGACCAGGCGGGGACGAAUCUCGGUCCCGAGGCCGCACGCGCUCCAGAAGAGCAGGACGAAUAGUCCCGAUGCAUUUUCCUUCUCUCUUUUGUUUUUCUUUUGAGAUUUUGUAAAACUUGAUGCCUGGAUGGCUUUAUCCACUUGAUAUGAAUGCUUUUGAUUUAAUAUCUUUGUUUAUCCUGAGAUGUUCCCGAAUUACGUUCGAUACCAGUGUUUAGUAACCGGGUUUUCGUAAAUCUGACUUGUUAGUCGAGAAGUUUAAAAGUUUUGCCUAAUAAUUUUAACUUUCGAGC
This is a messenger RNA of Arabidopsis arenosa, 2804 nucleotides long. Lineage: Eukaryota; Viridiplantae; Streptophyta; Magnoliopsida; Brassicales; Brassicaceae. The record is from the annotation of a GenBank genome assembly.